Messenger RNA from Vigna angularis (adzuki bean), 668 nucleotides. RefSeq names its product nuclear transcription factor Y subunit B-5. The transcript has a single exon. Gene Ontology annotation, cellular component: nucleus; CCAAT-binding factor complex. Gene Ontology annotation, biological process: regulation of transcription by RNA polymerase II. The coding region runs from base 76 to 444 and encodes 122 amino acids. Gene Ontology annotation, molecular function: protein heterodimerization activity; RNA polymerase II cis-regulatory region sequence-specific DNA binding; DNA-binding transcription activator activity, RNA polymerase II-specific. The record is from RefSeq and is a predicted model, not a curated record. Lineage: Eukaryota; Viridiplantae; Streptophyta; Magnoliopsida; Fabales; Fabaceae.
GGGAUUCGAUCUGGUCCUUGAUUCUGAGUGGUGUGUUAUAGUCAAAAGAGUUUCUGGGGCAUCGAGAAAUAAAAGAUGGAAGAUAGCUUUGGAGGCAGUUCCUCGAAGGACAAGUGCAGCAUCAAGGAACAAGACCAGUUGCUGCCAAUAGCCAAUGUUGGUCGGCUCAUGAAGCAGAUUCUGCCGCAGAAUGCAAAGAUCUCGAAGGAAGCAAAAGAGACAAUGCAAGAAUGUGUGUCGGAGUUCAUAAGCUUUGUGACAAGUGAAGCUUCGGAGAAGUGCAGAAAGGAGAGGAGAAAGACAGUGAAUGCUGAUGACAUUUGCUGGGCAUUGGCUACGCUAGGAUUUGAUGACUAUGCUGCACCAAUGAGAAGGUACUUGCACAUAUAUAGAGAGCUUGAGCUAGACCGUAAUAAUAGUAAGCUCAAUCAUCAUGAAAGAUAAGGAUGAACUGUGCAAACUGCGAUAGAGAUUCUCACCAAUUCCUAUGCUUACAGAGUGAACCAGCAACAUAUCUAGACCAGUUUGAGGUUUUCCUCAUAUGAAAUAUGCAAUAACUUUGUUGUCUUCCUAUAACAUAGACCUUUUUUCUUGUCUUUCAUAUAUAUACAUACUUCAGGUCUUUGUGGUUUCUUGCAAGUUGAGAAAUUUCAGUUUAUGAAGUUAAC